Molecule: messenger RNA, 3633 nt
Organism: Salpingoeca rosetta
Lineage: Eukaryota; Choanoflagellata; Craspedida; Salpingoecidae
Exons: 2
Coding region: 1-3633 (1210 amino acids)
Molecular function (GO): protein binding
Source: RefSeq, a predicted model, not a curated record
AUGGUUCGCACGGACGUGACCAUCCUCUACAACGUGACGCGUCCAAAGGAUGCCUUGGACGAAACGCAGUCGCUUGUGACGGCGCUGCGCCGGCGGUGGAUAUCGGCGUGUGUGAGGGAGGUGCAGCCGGAAACGCACGACGCAGACGCCCUCGACGCGGCCAUCAGGGACUCCAAGAUCGUCAUCCUGAUCGGCGCUGUCGUGGGCUCCGUCAGCCGCGAAGCCACCCUCGUCACGCUGCAACGCAUGCAGCACAUCCUCGCAGCAAACAAGCACCUCCUUGUCAUCAAGGUCUUCCAGCAUGACCGCUACCCGUUUUCGGAAACAAUCUGGCCGCAGCUGUCCCGCAAAGCUAUAGCCGCAGCCCUGUGCGACAUGUACAGCCUAUCCCCGCCUCUGCAGCGCGUGUGCGACGCCCUGCACCAGCGCGACGUGCAUGCCAACCUGCCUGAGCUGCAGCAGCAGCAGCACGACAAGGUCAAGGCCGCGGGCACGACAAUCGGCAGCUUGCUCGAGGGCUCCGUCUACAUUGACUCAUCCAAGCCGGACCGCGACAAGAAGGGGCGGCUCAAGGGGCUCGGCCGAACGCGAAGCACAAGCACCAUCGUCAUCCCAGACCGCAUGCCGCACAUGCCCAACGCCACGCUCGUGCUUCCCCAACUGAUGCCGCCAAGCCCCGCGUCCGCAGAGGCUGUUCCCCGCGAGGUGAUUGGCCGGCUGCUGCUGCCACUGCGAGGUAUCAAGCUGGCCGAACCAACAUGGCUGCCGCGCGCGGCGUUACAUAUGGGUGCCCAUGAUGGCGCGGGCGGUGUUGCCGAGGACUGCAUGGUGGAUCUGACCACGCUUAACAGCUACACCCCGACGUCGGUGUCUGCCGCCGCUGCUGCCGCCGCAUCUGCAAAACACAGCGCGUCUUCGCAGCGCUCAUCCAAGAAGAAGCAGCAGAAGAAGCAGAAGAAAGGCAAGUCCUCUUCCUCCUCUGCUGCCUCAACCACAUCAUCAUCAUCAUCAUCAUCAUCACCACCAUCGUCAUCAUCAUCGUCGUCGUCAUCAUCGUCAAUGGCCACGUCCACCGCCCAGCCGUCGCUGCCUGCGCGACCCCCCAAGUCGCCCUCGCUCAUAUCGCAGCUGUCCAUGACGGGUGCGUCUCCACUCGCGCUGCUGGGCACCACUGGCCGCGCCAGCGACAAGAUGCCAAACACAAAGAUUGUGCCCACGGCGCUCGUGGUGCUGGACGCGCUUGCGUCGCAGUUGACAGACGAGGGCAGGCUGCCGGCCGCCAUCAAGCUGCCGCUGUACGCACUGCCCAGCAGCCGACUGGUGGCGCUGGUGUCCAGCCGCCCAAAGGACAGCCUGCUGUGCCAGCGCGUGUUCCUGCUGCUUGCGGACCGGGCCGCAAAGGCCAACAGCGAGGCAGAGGAGCUGCUGCGGUGCGGCGCCAUCAAAGCCGUUGUCGACGCCCUCGAGCGCAACCACAAGGCGGACACGGCCGUGCACGUGUGUGCUUGCCACCUCCUCUCCUGCGUGUGCAUUGGCCUGGACGACGACGAGCGCGUGCACGACGUUGGGGCGGAGGGCGCCGCCUUCUCCGUCAUUGCAUGCAUGCAAGCAAGCCCCGACAACGAGGCCGUGCAGCUGGCCGGCUGCCAGGCGCUGAAGAGCAUCACGUCGUCCUUUGACAACGCGCGCUACGUGGUGGGCGGCGACGGCGUGGAGGCUCUGAUGGACGCCAUGAGGCGCCACCCAGACUGCGCCCGCAUCCAGGCCGAGGCGUGCCUGGCGCUGGGUGCCGUGUGUGAGAGUGGGGAGGACAUGUGCGCGCGUGUGGUGUCCAAGGGCGCGCUCGACAGCGUCAUGCGCGUGUUCAAGCAGUACAAGGCGGACCCGCUUGUGCUCGAGUGCGCGUGCGUGGUCAUCACCCGCUUUGCCAUGGGCACCCCGCUGUGCGCUCACCUGGUCAACGCCAACGUGACACCCGUGCUCGUGCAGACCAUUCGCCGCCACAAGCAGCACGCGAGCCUUGCCUUCCAGGCAACCAUGGCACUGCUGGUCAUGGGCAUGUCACUGGACGGGGAGAGGGUGCACAGGUUCCUGGCCUCCGCUGGCGCCGUGGACGUGAUGGCCGCGCUCAUGUGCCUGCACCCGGGCCACGACAUUCUGCAGUCAUUUGCCUGCAGCCUGCUCUGCCUGGUUGGCAGGCAGCCCACGGUAAUGCAGCGGGUGCUUGAGCUGGGCGUGGUGGACCUCACCGCCGACGCCCUCAAGAACCACCCCGAGUCCUUUGACGUGCAGUCCCGCGCGUGCGAGUUCCUGGAGCUGCUCAUCACGGUGAAGACGGAGGCAGCACUGGACAUUCUGCACGAGCGCGACGUGCCCGCAGCGCUCGUGCGCGCCCUCGCCCUCCACUCGGACAAGGCGGACGUGCUUGAGUUUGUGCUGGGCGCCAUUGGGUCCAUGGCCCUGCGUCACGCCAAGUGCCUGCAGCGGUUCUCCGAGCUCAACGCCCAGGCCGCCGUGCUUGCAUGCAUGCUCGCUAUGCAGGAGGACGAGACAGUUGCGCGGCGGGGGUCGUGGGCGCUGCUGAGCCUGUCCCUCAACCGGGACGACAGCGUGGUGACGCUGAUUGAGAAGGGCGCCUCCAAGCUGCUGCUGGGCGUGCUGGUGCGCCACUCGACGCUGGAGGAGGCCGUCAUCCCCGCCAUCAACCUGCUCAUCCUCAUUGCGGAGCGCAGCCUGCUUGAGCGCGACAACAUGCUGCGCAUGGGCGUAGUCGGCUUUGUGGUCACGGCCCUGCGUGCACUUCGCAACGUAGACCAGCUUCAGCUGUGUGGCGUGCAGCUGCUCACCGCGCUCAGCGGCGACCCGCACAAGGUGGUGGCGGGCCUCCUGCGCCACAAGCAAGGCAUGGACUUGAUUGUCGCAUGCACGGCUGCGGCCAUGGGCAACGCGGAGAUGCUGGGGCCCGUGUGCGGCCUGCUCGAUGCGCUUGCGUGCGCCGACCCGUUCGUGGAGGCGUACGCUGCCACGGGCGGCGUCAUCACCGUGCUGUGCUUUCUCCGCGUCAACCCGACGGACGCCACCGUCAACUACCAGGCGCUGCGCAUGCUCACGGCCAUCCUGCGCACCACCCCCAAGCAGCGCGAGAUCGUGCUUGCCCACCGCGGUCUUGAGACUGUGCAUACCGCAGCCAAGCGGUUUGACGGGCACCCAGACGUGCAGCUGCAGGCGUGCGUGACGCUGCUAUACCUCACAACGAAUAACCCGACCCCGCUGCAGCUGCGCACCCAGCUCAUUGACCUCGUCCGAGACUACGAUGACAACGACAAUGCGCAGGCUGAUGUUGGAGACGAGCGUGCCGUUGCAGCCGAGGCGAAGGAAGGUGUGGCUGCGAACAAGGGCGCACAACAUGCGGAGACAGCGGAGACAGACGCCACUGAUGGUGAUGCUGCUGCUAGUGCUGCAGAGAAGGAAGGCAGCGGCGAUGAAGAUGAGGUUAUCAACUGGCAUGCUGUGCGCCAGGAUGCGUUGCAGUGGGCAAAGAAGGUGCUGCAAGCGCACAAGGCCAACGACCGCCACCUCAUUGCCAUCCGACGCUGCAUUUCCACAUCAACGCCUGACCUUGUUCUGGGUUGA